AUAGAGGCGGUCUUGCUACGUUUACCUUGCUGGUUGACCACUAACAGAAAAGACUUGAUCCUCCCGGGCUGUUGCCUCUUCCCGAUAUCCCGGAGAGUUCUGGCCGAGCGCACAAGAUGUGAUACUGUGCAUCGAUUAACGUGCUAGUGAAAUCAACACAUGCCUAGCGGGAUUGCAUUACCUACGGCCUGUCUACAGUUGGGAGUCAAAAUCACAGAAGACUGACCCGAGAAGCGGCGCAUCAACAGCACAAUGCUCGGCCGUUGCAGAUCCACCUUGUCUUGUCUUACAAUGUUGUACACUGCAGGCAGGUGACAGCAUGUACAUGGUACGGUAGCGAGCGCUUCAUGGUGGUACCGGAAUGGCGGGAAAAAAAGAUGAAGGGCCCAGCGCUGAGGCGUGCGUGCAAGUUUCCUACUAUCAUCCCCAAUAUUAACAACUGAGCACACUCCUGUUAACAACCCCUUUUUCCAUCGUCAAUGCCUCAAUGGUGUUAUAUUCAGAGGCAUGGUACUUGCCAUGGAAAGACGGUGAUUGACUCGGCUAUGCAUAAUCCUUCACUGAUCCAGACGAUCCAUGAACCGGGAUUGAACUACAAGCUUUCCUUCUCUCCUCCCAGUCAGAAAUACAUAGUUUACAUAUAUGCAGCACGGUCCACGCUUGUUGCAGACUCGCUGCGGCCCGCUACGAAACGAACGGUUACAAAAUGGCCGCAGACAUGGGCCGCAGACCAAGCGAUGCACUUCAUCUACCUCGAUCGGCUCUUAUGAUUGCAUCCGCCAAUGUCAUCCAAGAAGCACCAACCUCCCCCGGUCCCGCCUUGAGGGUUCGCUCGCAGCCGCACACCUUCCUAUCUGAGUCUCGUGAUGAAUCCGAUUUCUUCGUCACUGGCCUACACAAGCAGGGUAUUGAUAGGGUACUUUCAGCGGGCUGUUACAUUCCCCGUCUCCCCUGCUUAAAACCCCUGUCUUUGAUCUUCCGGACUGCUCAAGGGAGGCGAGUGAAAAUGUUUGUACAUGGCAACGGGCAUCGUUGA
Molecule: messenger RNA, 1036 nt
Organism: Neurospora crassa OR74A
Lineage: Eukaryota; Fungi; Ascomycota; Sordariomycetes; Sordariales; Sordariaceae
Exons: 5
Coding region: 707-1036 (109 amino acids)
Source: RefSeq, a predicted model, not a curated record